UCACGAGCGCUCUGUUCCGGGCGUGGAAGCGCGGGCUUGGACUUAGACUGCGGUGGCGUUUCCUGGGCUGGCGGCGCUAUAGUGGCGCGCCUCCGAAUCUCGGGAAGCAUGGAUGGCACGUGUGAGGAGAGGCCUGCGGAGGAUGGGAGCGACGAGGAAGACCCUGAUUCCGCGGAAGUCCCCGCCCGGAUCCGGGACACCCCGGAAGACAUCGUGCUGGAAGCGCCGGCCAGCGGACUGGCGUUCCACCCGUCCCGCGACCUCCUGGCGACGGGGGACGUGGAUGGGGACGUGUUCGUCUUUUCCUACUCCUGCCAAGAGGGUGAAACCAAGGAGCUCUGGUCCUCAGGCCACCACCUCAAGUCCUGCCGGGCAGUGGUCUUCUCUGAAGAUGGGCAGAAACUCAUCACUGUCUCCAAGGACAAAGCCAUCCAUGUUCUAGAUGUGGAGCAGGGCCGACUGGAAAGACGCAUAUCCAAGGCUCACAGUGCCCCUAUCAACAGUCUGCUGCUGGUGGAUGAGAAUGUUCUGGCCACUGGGGAUGAUACAGGUGGCAUCCGGCUCUGGGAUCAGCGGAAGGAGGGCCCCUUAAUGGAUAUGCAGCAGCACGAGGAGUAUAUUGCUGACAUGGCUCUGGACCCAGCCAAGAAGCUGCUGCUGACAGCCAGUGGAGAUGGCUGCCUUGGUGUCUUCAACAUCAAGCGACACCAGUUUGAGUUGCUGUCUGAGCCUCAGUCUGGGGAUCUGACCUCUGUCACCCUCAUGAAGUAUGGGAAGAAGGUAGCCUGUGGCUCCAGUGAAGGUACCAUCUACCUCUUCAACUGGAAUGGCUUUGGGGCUACAAGUGACCGCUUUGCCCUAAGAGCUGAGUCCAUUGACUGCAUGGUUCCAGUCACCGAGAGUCUGCUGUGCACUGGCUCCACUGAUGGAGUCAUCAGGGCUGUGAACAUCCUGCCAAACCGAGUAGUGGGCAGUGUGGGCCAGCAUGCUGGGGAGCCUGUGGAAGAGCUGGCCCUCUCCCACUGUGGCCGCUUCCUGGCUAGCAGUGGCCAUGACCAGCGCCUCAAAUUCUGGGACAUGGCCCAGCUACGGGCUGUGGUGGUGGAUGACUACCGUCGGCGCAAGAAGAAAGGAGGGCCCCUGCAGGCCCUGAGCAGCAAGGCCUGGAGCACAGAUGACUUCUUUGCAGGGCUGAGGGAAGAAGGAGAGGACACCAUGGCUGGGGAGGAAGAGGAGAGUGAAGAGGACAACGAUUGAGGGAUAAGCUUUAUCUCAGGACAGGUCCUUACUCACUGGGCAAGAAUCCUGCUUCCUGGGCAGGAUCCCCAGAGAGACUAUGAAUUUGUGCAGCUCAGGAAGAUACAUAGAGACCCAGGACUCAUGGCAGUGCAGUGGGAAAGCAUCCUUGCCCUGCAGCAACUGCUCACUCUACCAGUGUGAGGAAGACAAGCCCUCAGCUGGGGCAAGACAGCACAGACACAGGUGUACACCAACCAGGGGUUUAAUGUAAAUACAACCAGCAUAAGAAAACUCAAAACUGUAUAUAAACCAAAACCAGAAAGCCAAGUGGUAGGGGCAAAGGGCAGAACUUCUGACCUGUUGGCUCAACCAACCCCCAAAUAAAAAUGAACAAAGAAGAUGAAUAAAGAAAAUAAAGAUUUAUGCCAAGUUGUGGGAAGAGGGGGGGUUGUGUCAGCAGGGCAUAGCCAAGGAAAACCAUGGGAUCAGGCCAGACCCUGGGCUGGAAGAGGGAGGGCAGGUCCCUCACACAACUUAGCCAAACCUGAGCUGUCCCAUGUGCUAUGGGGCUCUGCCCCAGCAGGGAAGCUAUGUCAGGCCUACAGCUUGGCCCAUGUCCCUCCUCUUCUGGGAACAGAUGGUGGCGCCCAGGCCUGCUGGGCUGGGAACUGACACAGGCUCUGCCUAUAUGUUGGGGAGGAUGGGAUCAUUGCAUAACUAUGUUCCCUGCCUCUGCCCCAGGAGACCACAGGACGGUGACCACAGACUCACUCAGUGCCUCCAGCAGCCGUGCAGACACGGCAUCCUUGGCUACCUCGUGCCCGUCCUGCCCAUCUGGGGCCAGCACAACCCAGAUAAGGCCACUGAAGGGCACUGGAUGCCCAGGGAUCACCACCUGGUACCAGAAGCGGUGCCAGCCAGCAGGGCCUGUGCCCAAGCACUUGGUAAGAAACACCGGGCUGCCCAGCUUCAUCCUCUGGCACAGAAGCUGCAGGGCAGCCCGCGCCCCUUGGGGUCCUAGCUUGUCUCUGGCCAGGGCCAAUCGACUUCCCUCGGGUUGUAGGCACCGGAGAGAGGGACCCUCGAGCUGCUGCCGGAGGCGCUGCUUCAGGUCAGGCUUGAGCCACUCCACAGCCACUUGCUCUCCACAGAGGCGUGACUGUCCUGCAGGACAAAGGCAUAGAUAACAAGGGCAGAUCUGAGCCUUGGGCCCAACCCCCCAGCCCAGUUGAGCCCUUUGUAGUCACACAGCUCUGGAUUUCAUUUCUAGCCUUCUUAUUUCCUAGUAUUGUGACCUUGGAUAAGUUAAAUACCUUCUCCAGCUUCAUUGUCUUUUUGUAAAGGGCUGAUGAAGGCCUUGUCUACCUCAUAACCAUAAUAGCUAACCUUUACAGUGCUUGCCAUGAAUCAGGAAAUGUGCUAAGCACUGUCCAUUAUAUUGCUGAAUUCUCACAACAGUGUGAGGAAAACAGGUUUUAUGGUGGAUAAAAGGUAGGCUCAGUUGGACUGCCUUGGGCAAGAUAAUUUCUCAAACAUUUCUAAAGAGGUGGGGGUUAUGACUGUGUUUAUCUGGCGUGUUGGAUUAGUCAGGAGAUAAGGCACGGGAAGUGUUAAGUUUAUAAAAUGGCACCACUGGAAAUACAAAAGUCCUAAGUCAAAUAAACUGUGGGGUCACAAGCUCACGCAGGUUUCACCAUGAGAAUUUUGUUGUGAGUGACCUUACCCGCUAUACUGACAUGUGAAAGUAAAACGCCCAGCAGAACGGGCUUGGCCCCAACCAGCCGCCCCGCGGUCUCCACCCCGUACCUUCUACCAGGGCCUUUUUGGCCAUAGCUGCGGAGCGGUGAGAGCUGAAUUUGAGCAGCGCAAUUUGCACGGGCGCCGGCCCAGGGCUGGGCAGCAGCAGCGCCUCCUGCAGGCUGGGGCCCAGCGGCUGCAGCGCAAGCAGCAGCGCGCGGCGGCUCAGAUCCGGCGGCAGCCCGUCCACGCUCAGCUCGCACUUCUCAGUGCUGCGGCACACGAGCAGCGGGCAGGAGGGCCGCAGCGGGUGGUUAUGCAGCGUGGCGAUGGCGGCCUGUGCACCGCGCCGCGAGCUGUAGCGGGCGUAGGCAAAGCCGCGGUUGAGGCCGCUGAAGGUCAUCAUCAGGCGAAACUCGUACAGGCGCCCCACGCGCUGGAACAGUGGAAUCAGCUGGUGCUCGUACACAUCCUGGGGCAGCCGCCCGAUGAACACUUCUGACCCGGCCGGCGGCGGGCUGCCCACCCAGCCUGGGGGGAGGGGGCACUGUCAUUCACUGUGACCGUUAUAGGUUCGGGUCCGGGGAUCCAGCGCGGGAGGAGACGAUGUGAGCCAACAUCCGUAAAAUGGGUACAACACCCAUACCUCGGGACCAGUGGCAUAAUUAGACUAAUGAGCUAACUAUGGGGCUAGCAAAGAGUAGGUGCAUCUUAAGACUGACUCAGUUCCUCGAGAGGGCUGGGAAGUGAGGAGCUGUAGACAAGUUUCAGGCUUUUUCAGCUUUGGGGUAGAAAUGCGGGUGGUUCGGAGAUUCUAACUGUGGAGCCUCAAGGCAGGCUCCUCCCCCAAAAAGGUCUGGGUCGGGGCCGACCAGGCUCGGGUAGCCCGGUAGUCGUAGGGAUGGGGCUACCGUACCUGGGGGUGGCCCGCCAUACUUCCUCUGCCCGUUCACCUGCACCAGGCGGAUGCCUGUCUCCCUGACCCAUGCCUCCAGCGCCGCCUUGUUCUCUGGAUUCACCCUCUCGCACCACAGCUGAGUGAGAAAGGGCAAGAUGGAAUGGCGGAUAGCUAAGCCCGCCCCUACCUCGCUGAGGGGCUGGAGUCCCUAUAGGGCCCUGCGGAGGUGGGGAGUAGCACCCCUUCGCGCCUGCCACUUACCUCACAAUCCCGCUUGGACUGCAUGACUCUCCCGCUGGCACUCCUGCACCCCCUUUAUAACUUCCUUCCUCAUCAGCCUCUGGAAGCUUCCUGGCCUCUCCACCCCCGUAAGUUCUCAUUGGCUCUGGAUACGACCCCGCCUCCGAAGGGAGUGGACGUACACACCGCACGUGCGCCGCGGGCCUUCGGACUCUCAGGUGAAAGCUGGAAACUCUAGUAGGUGAGUCUGCAGGCUGCCUCACCUAAGAAAUGGCCGACAAACCGGCACGGGGUGGACGCUGGAGGCAAGAACCUCUGGGGCACCCUUCAGCCUGAGAAAGAGCCAGAAGGGCUUUCUCCCUAUUUUCUAGCGCUCAGGUGGCCGGAAUGAAAGCCCAGGCCCUGACGGGGGAAGCAGGGCUAGGUAUUAGUGACACAGGCAGGCUUCAGUGGUUGAGGCAUUUUAUUGGACGGUUGCUGAUUGCUUUUGGGGCCCUGUAGAGGUAGCCAAGGAGCACAGGCUGGAGAAAGCCCCCAAGGCCUUGGAUGGAAAAUGGUGUACCACCUGGCCGUUUUGCCAGUGAUUAUCGCCCCCCACCCCCACCCCCCAAUCAAUGUAAUAAAAUGUCUCUGCUCUGACCACUCUUCUGGUUUUCCUGCGGAAGAGAAAUACACAAAGCUGUUGAAAUACACAUGCAGAGUUUUGUCUUAGCCUCAAGUACUGCCAGUCCUAUAUUGUUCUGAUGGUUUCCUCAGUUCAACAGAUGCAGAGGGGCUGGUUUGUCCUCCUUUUGAUUUCCUCCACGAGGUCUUCUCUUCGUAUGUCCACCUGUUCAGGAUGGUGGGAGGGGGAAGGUGGUAUGAACAUCUUCCACCCCUCUGCUCCCUGAGUGCCCACUCCUUCCUCUAGUCAUCAGACUUGGCUCAGCUGGAGGCAGGAACCCAAUCAAACACCCCAGGGUAGACAGUGUCUCUUGGGUUAGCCAAAGUCACGGUGUAUGCGGGGAUGGAGAGCAUACCCUUCCAUGACCACAGUAACAGAUGCCAUUUAUUGAGCAUGUACUGUGUGUUAAUUCCUUAAGCACUUUAUGAGUGGGUUCUUUUGUUCAGGUCUUGAUUGGGCAUGGGGCUACUGACAUCAAAUACAUUCUCUCUCCCUUGGGCUGCCUUCCUGCCCUCUCACCUCUUCCCUGCUCGCUACUGAACGGAGCUUGAUGACUCCAUCUUUGAGCUCCUGCUCGCCGAUGAUGGCCACCAGUGGGAUGCCCGCCUCCUCGCAGUAUUGCAACUGGUUCAGUAACUUUGGGUUCUUCUUGUAAAGCAUCUCAGCCUGGGACCAGAGCAAGGGACCAGAGCAGAAGAUGAAGGCUGACUUCUGUUGUCCUUGGGGCAACCACCUGGAGGCCCAAGCUGGCACCUUUCUCUCAGCUCCACCCCAAGAAGUCACAGUAAUGGCAAGUGUUACUGUGGAUGAGCUUUUGUUUAGUCCUAAGUUUGCUGCCACCCUGGGGAUUUGCCUCCUGUACCUUGAUUCCAGCAUCCCACAGCUCUGAGAUGAGCUUCAGUCUCUCCUCUAGCAGCUUCUUCUGCGCAGAUGCCACAAGCACCUGUGUCCCUGUGGUACGUACCUUCUCCUCUGAAGCCUGAGGAAGGGGAAGAUAAGAGAGAGCUUCAAGAAGCCAACAGAGCAGGAUCUAGUCAAGAUUCUGAGCCCAAUUCAGUAUACCCCAGGGCAGGGGCCCAGUCUUCUCAUCUAGCAACUGGGCAUAAAGUAGCUCUUAGAAAAUAUAAGAAAUGAACUGAUUGGUUUGUACAUAUGUCUUACUAAAAUAAAUAACAUAGGGCAAGGGUAGUUUAUUUACAGUAACUUCAAGCUCAUCUCCAACUAGUAUUUCAAGGUCCAGAAGAACAUUCACAUAGAAACAACACUAUGAGCCCACCCCAGGAAAUCAAGUGUACCUGGCAGUUCUAGUUUCCACUUAAGGUCUUUCCAGUCAACAGGCUAUGCCUCUUAUACCUCAGCCACAAGUUACAACUCAGGGUGUGUGUGUUUUGGGGUGGGGGGUGGGCACAUGUAAUAUAAAGCUGCUACUGCUCCUCUUUUUUCUGGAAAAAUAUUUUCACAGUUCUUAAAACAUAAGAUGCCUACUGGAACAGUGACCUCAGUUGGGAAACACAGGUGGUUUCCACCCUAGAGAGGAGGGAUGGAGCAGUGGGACGGUUAUUGCCAGAGGAUUCUCAGAGGAUGAAAUCCAACCAGCCAGUUAAGAGCAACAGCUUCAAAGGAAGCAAUACAUGACCCAAGGCAGCCAUCUGAGGGGUCCCAGGGCCUGACAGGUGCUUCUCAGAGACAAUGUUACAGAGGGAUUUGAAAUCAGACUGCCUGGAUCCAAAUUCUGACUCUGCCAUGUCCAAGUUUCACCACCUUCAGCAAAUUAUAUAAUCUAUGAUGCCUCCAUUUCAUUGUUUGAAAACUGCAAAUAGUAAAAGUAGCUACAUUCAGAAGGCUGUUUUAAGAAUUACAUUAUAUUAUGCAUGAAAAGCACUGAGCACAGUACCUGGCAUAUGCCAGUAAAAUGUUAACUACUCUAUAUCAUGAUAAAGAAGAUCUGGGUCUUAUGUCUAUCAGCCUAGACUCCUGACAGCCUUGAGGUAAGAAGGGGUCCAGAGUAAAAUAUUUUGUGGAGAAAGACUAACAGAGCCAUAAAGCUGGCCUGCACUGAGGUGGGGUGACCCACCCUGAGAACCCGUGAAGGACAAUGACCAUCUUUUCUCCACUUCUUUGCCGAGAAUCUCCUUCACCAAAGAAGCACCACUUUCCCCCUUGGAGAUCAAAGAAGACAGCUGCCACCUGCUCAGACUAUCUUCUGUCCACAGGACUUACCUCCAGCCUCUGUUCCACGAUGGAAAAGAUCCGCUCUACCCCAAUGCUGAGCCCCACGCAUGGCACCUUGCGCCCUUUGGGGUCGAACAUGCCCACUAACCCAUCGUAGCGCCCACCAGCAGCCACACUGCCCACACCUAAGGGCUCUUCCCCUGGCUGGGAAGGGGUCUGUAGCAGCACUGCCUCAUAGAUCACUCCAGUAUAGUAGUCCAGGCCUCGAGCAAGGCUCAGGUCAAAGGAUAUCUGUAGGGACAAGGACAGGGUCAGUACAAGAUGAAGGCCAGGGACCUGAAGCCCCAGAGCUCAGUGAGGGGCAGUGUCCCAUCCUCAACUUGACUCACCUUUCCAGCAAUGCCAAACAGGGUCAGGUACUCAAAUAGCAGCUUCAGGUCUCCCAGGCCCUCUAAAGCCUGCUUGCUCUGGGACAGUUUAGGAUCCUGGAGCAGCUGUUCCACCAGGGACACCCCACCUGGGGAGAAAGAUUUGUGAGCCAGACUGAGUGACAAGGAGAAGUGGAAGGUAGGGGUUCUACCUUUUUGCCUGGACUCUACCUGCAUGUGCACACACAGACACACACACGCACACACAGACACACACAUACACACACACACAGGGAGAGUUUCAACUUUAGUCUUGAGGUCAGUGGGACAGCCGCUGAGGGAGGCUGGGUUCUGCUGCUCACCAUGCUGCUGGACAUAGUCUCCAAUGCGGUCAGCUACCUCGGGUGCAAGGCCCUUCUCUCCCACCAUCUCAUUCUUCACUUCCUCCCAGGACACCUGGCAGACAGACACCAGUCAGGGACCCCUGUCCAGCUUUCCCACAACACAUCAAGUAUGAGUCUUCUUGGGGAGCAGUUUUGGAACAGAAACUGUCAUUUGACAUAUAUCUGCGGCUGAUCUUCCUCCAAUGGGCCCAGGGGUAGGCACCUCUCUCAAACUUGUUUUCCACUUCCCCAAGCAAGGUGGAAUCUGGGAAAAGAGGAGUCAGCUGUCUGGGUCGUUACCUUGUCCAGUUUGUCCACUGAGGAGCAGAUGGUGCGAAACUUGCUAUCAGGAACACCACAGAUGGCAAACAUCCCAUCUAGGAUGCGCCGAUCAUUCACCUGCAGAGACCCAUCGCACAGUGAGGAGGGAAUCUCUUUCCUUUACAUGACCCUCAAUAGUCUUGGUCACUUGAGCUACUGGUUCCUCUGCACAAGGAACUUCUCCUGUGAGAGGCCAGGCCCAACCUUACCCUCCCAGCCCCAUUCAGCUCUGACCUUGACCAGGAAGUCUCCUAGCUGAAGUGAACUCAGGAUCUCACACAUAAUCUUCAGGCACUCUGCAUCAGGGAUCAUGGGGUCAAAUUGCCCAGCAAUGUCAAAAUCCUGCAGGGAGAAACGUAGUUAGAGGUUUUCAGGGGUUCAACUUUCUUAAGGGGGGACUCCUGGGAGCUCUGACCUCUCUCUGUGCAGGCCUGUUUGCAUUUAAGCACAGACGUUCUCCUUUAUUACCUGUGACCGAUCAUCAGGGUAGAGGAAAACCCUGGCAUUUUGGGGCCUCUUGCCAAUCCUGGUUUCCUUUCCAUCUAGACUACUCCUUCAUUAUCUAAUUCAUUUACUUCCUCCUCAAUUCCUCCUACUGCUAUGGGGCAAUUAUCUGGUCUUAGCCUUAGCUCUGCUGUCAAUCUGGAUGAUUUAAUACCUCAAAUCCAAUUUCCCCACUCUCUGCUACACUGUGGUUUAAUACAUACAGCACUGGAUCAAGAGUUCUAGUCCCAACUUUGCCUUUCUUAUCCCUAUGAUCUCUUCACCUUACUGAGUCUCAAGUUUACUCAUGUAUAAAAUCUGGAUAAUAAUCCCUGCCCUGCCCACAGGAAUGCUGUGAAAUCUAUAUGAGAACACCAAAGAAACCAAGGGUAAUCAUUAUCUGGGGCAACCAGUUUACUCAAGGCACCAUGAAUACUUAAAUAGAUUCUACUGGCUUGAAGGAAGGCCUAAGGUACCCAUUCUGCCCCACAGUUUCCCAACACUCACACAUUGGUAGAAUUCUCGAUAUCGGCCACGGGUCAUGGCUGGGUUAUCCCGCCGAUAUACCUUUGCUAUGUGGUAGCGUUUAAUGUUGGUCAGUUUAUUCAUUGCCAAAUAUCGAGCAAAAGGAACCUGAUGACAAAGGGUUAAGGAUAAAGACCCUCUUAUCACAACCAGUCUAGAAGCCGAUUAUCACCACCAAUAGAAACUGGGUUCUAACCCCUCCUUGUGCUAGUUAAACUACCACCCCUAAGAUUAACAGCCUUUCUGAAUAUCAGAAAGAAUCAACUUUGCCACCUCAAAGAGCAGUUGAAGUCUCAAACAAGAUGAAGGCUCCAUUCUCUUUGGUACUGUCUCCCCUGGACUAUGCUGAUCAUGGGUAGGGGCUGGGCAGAUUGGCCCGGGAGAAGAGAGAGGACCCCAUCUGGGAUGUCUAAUCAAAUAGUUCUCUGUCAUAGUUUAGAAAUAAGGAAAAUGUGUUAUUGGACAAUUAAGGAGAAAUCUGUUCACUGGACAGGGCCGGGGAGAAGUAUUCUGGACUUAGGAGAUUGUGUGUAGAGUUAGAACUGGGCCAGGACAUAAAGCUGUCUCAUUCAGGUUCCGAAAGAUUUCUAAGGCCAUGUUCUGUUUAUCCAAAGUCUCACUCCUGGUUUAGGAAAUAAUUCCCCUGAUUGCCAAAGGCCUCCUAUUUGAUCCUACCCAUGUCUACCUGUCCCCAAACUUGAGGCCAGAAAUGGCUUUAGCCCAGUGAGGGUCAAUCCAUUCAAAGUGUCAAGAGCCCAGGAUUAGAAAAGAUACAGUGAGGUCAUAGCGAAGGGACAGCAGUUCCCCACCCUGGUCCUUCAGAUCAUAGAUAAGCUUGGAGUCUUCGCCAUACUUUCCUGUCAGUGUUUCCUGGAGACAACAUAAAGAAAUGUGGUCAUGAUGAUAAAUGUAACAGUUUAAAAGUUAAGUUUUGAAAAUAAAAACUCACCACUCUAACACGA
Molecule: messenger RNA, 9992 nt
Organism: Choloepus didactylus (southern two-toed sloth)
Lineage: Eukaryota; Metazoa; Chordata; Mammalia; Pilosa; Megalonychidae
Gene: WDR55
Product: WD repeat domain 55
Exons: 7
Coding region: 109-1257 (382 amino acids)
Molecular function (GO): protein binding
Source: RefSeq, a predicted model, not a curated record